Selaginella moellendorffii is the source of this 1632-nucleotide messenger RNA. Its product is annotated as pentatricopeptide repeat-containing protein At1g09410, mitochondrial-like. The coding region runs from base 1 to 1632 and encodes 543 amino acids. Gene Ontology annotation, molecular function: protein binding; RNA binding. Gene Ontology annotation, biological process: RNA modification. The transcript is spliced from 3 exons. NCBI's taxonomy places the organism in Eukaryota, Viridiplantae, Streptophyta, Lycopodiopsida, Selaginellales, Selaginellaceae. The record is from RefSeq and is a predicted model, not a curated record. Gene Ontology annotation, cellular component: intracellular membrane-bounded organelle.
AUGGCGGCGGCGAGGAGCGCGGAGGUGUUGAGCGUGGACGAAUGCAUCCAUCUUCUCAAGGUUUGCAGGAGCAAGGUGGAAGCGGAGAAAAUGGAUGCGUUGAUCCAGCAGGAGAGUUUCCUUCCGGAUCACAGGGUCUACCUUUCGAAUCUCCUCGUCCAGGCGUACGGGCGGUGUGGGAGCGUGGAAAACGCCCGCCGGAUCUUCGAUUCCAUCUCGCCCAGGAGCGUUUUCACUUGGAACUUGAUGCUCGCUGCAUAUGCCCACAAUGGGCAUAUGUCCGACUGUAGAGCCUUCUUUCAAAAGAUGCCCACUUACGACGUAGUGUCUUACAACACUAUGCUGGCUGCUCACUCGCAGUAUGGGGAUCUGGAGAUGGCCAAAGCACUGUUUGUGGCGAUGCCCGUUCGAGACACAAUCCCGUUUUGCGACCACACGUCGUAUAACAUACUUCUUUCUGCGUGUGCCAAGUGCGGGCAUUUGCGGGAGGCAAAGGAUCUGUUCGAUCAAAUGCCGUGCAAGGAUCUCGUGUCGUGUACGGCUCUGGUUUCGGCUUAUGCCCAGCACGGCUAUCUCGAGGACGCGAAAGUAAUAUUCGAUUGGAUGCCUGAUCGAAACCUUGUCUCUUGGAAGUCAAUGCUCGUGGCCUACACCACAAAUGGGCAUUUGGAUGAUGCGAAGGCGUUGUUUAAGGAGAUGCCAGAUCGUGAUACUUGCUCUUGGAACGUGAUGCUAGCGGCGAGCUCCGAGAGCUGCAAUCUCAUCGAGGUGAUUGACUUGUUUUAUUUGAUUCCUGAUCGUAAUGUGAUAUCUUGGAGUGUGAUGCUGGCGGUGACUGGAGUGCGUGGUGCAAAGAAGUGGUUUGAUCGAAUGCCAGAGCAUGAUACAGUGGCAUGGAAUGUGAUCUUAUCUCUCGUGUCCUUCCAGAAGACUGGAUCUGGUUAUGCGCUGCAGCUCUUGAGCGAGAUGAUGGUCACGGGGUUUAGACCCAACGACGCUUCUUUUGUGUGCGCACUCGUGUCCUCAAGCCAUGCUGGUAACACGCGGUCCGGAAUCCAUUACUGCAAAUCCAUCUCCUUUGAUCAUGGAUUGCAUCUGUCCAAGCAGCAAUUUGGAUGCAUGGUUGAUCUUCUUGGAAGGGCGGGAUUUGCUAGAGAGGCUGAGGAUCUGAUCAGGAACAUGCCAUACAGUGCAGAUGCCAUUGAUUGGAAAUCCUUGCUGAGUGCGUGUAAGAGUCACAAGGAAUUGGAACUUGGGCUUGGGCUACGGAUUGGACAGAAGCUUGUAUCUCAAAAGGGACGAGCAAGUGCAUUUCUCUCCAAUCAAAGAAAUCAUGCGGCAACUCUUGGUGGGCUUGGCAAGCUUGCCCGAACGCGAUCUUGUGGACCAGGAUGUUCAGCCUGCGACAGCAACUUUUUGGUGAAACUGGGGGAUUUCCAAAGCUCAAGAGGGCUUUCAACUCCACCAAAGCCAGAAGUUACUAGAUCAUUGGGAAACAGGGCUCUGGAAGUUAUUUCCGGGGAGGCCGAAAAGAUGGUGUGGGGCGCUGGAGUUGUAUUUGCACUGAUGCUUUUGGGAGAAAACCCUUUUGACUUGAGCUGGGAUAAGUGGAGAGCGAUUGGUAUACGCUGA